This is a messenger RNA of Daldinia vernicosa, 2503 nucleotides long. RefSeq lists its product as uncharacterized. The coding region runs from base 467 to 2404 and encodes 645 amino acids. The transcript is spliced from 3 exons. NCBI's taxonomy places the organism in Eukaryota, Fungi, Ascomycota, Sordariomycetes, Xylariales, Hypoxylaceae. The record is from RefSeq and is a predicted model, not a curated record.
GUCUAACUGAAGAGCUAGCUAAUCGAAAUGAUUAUCAUUCAAAAUUGCGCAACGUUAGGUAGUAAGCAAUAUUACCCGACGCGAAGCUGCAUCGUAAUCUAAGAAAAUACCCAAGGUAGCAGCUGAGUUCCAAUGAGAUUCAUUCUACCGCCCCGUUGCUGUGGAAACGGCAACUUCCCGGUUUCUUAACCCACGAUACACAACCCCGUCAUUUCGUUAUGUACCUGCAUAGGUACGUUGUAUUUGUAUUGUAUUAUUUGUAUUGUAUACAUUAUGUAUCUACACACAUCAUCUACCUACACACAUCCCACCUUCUUCCCCACACCAUGGCGCUCCGGCCUUUUUCGCAAUCAUAAGAACCAUCAUCCGUACCAUACAUUCCAGUUAAAACCGACGAUCCAAUCCUGCCCUCACCUAUCGAUGAAUGUCUCUCAGCCUCGCCAGCUAGAGUGAGACGUCUACAGAUAUGGGCGCUCAACAACCUUACUUGUACGAUGCCGAAAGGCGCGACUCUCGAUCACCCGAGAAACCAUUCGACCCCAAGGCCAUCACGAGAGCAAGCUGGGAACCGACACCUAAGAAGAAGAAGCAGAAAGGCCCAUUCAUAGCCUUCAACCGACAUCCUGAUGCGCAUGUCGUGCCGACUGGUCGUACCUCAAUGUUCAAGCCUAUGAGCAGCACUACGAAGUGGUGGAUCAAGUUCAUGAGAUAUGUUCAAUUAUUCCUUCGCAUCCUGGAGAUGAUCGGAGGCGGUUGUUUACUUGUCCUCAUGAUACUUAUCUCUAAUGUUGAUCCUCUUGUUUCUUGGAUUAUGAGAAUUACACCUGGUGUUGUAGCCAUCAGUUGUGUCUACGCCGUUUGGCAUCUCAUAAGACCCGCCGGGUCAAGACCACCCGGUUCGUCAGCAGCUUAUCAGAUGUUCGCCGGUGUCACGGACUUAGCUGUUAUACCGCUAUACGCUUUCGGUGUCAUCUCCGUUGUCAACCACGGCAAGGAGUGGAAUCUUAUUAUCGCGGCUUCUCCUGAACUUACUGAGUACCUUGUCCAGAGCGAGUACUUCGCCCUCAUCUGCGCCGGUAGCCUACACGUCGUUUCACUCUGCAUAUCGACCUGGCUGUGUCUGAUGUUCCGAAGAAUCGCUAACAUGCCGCCGGAUUUCAACCCAUUGGAAGACCAUCUCACCUCUCGCGUCAAACAGCACAAGCGCAACAAGUCGUCUGUCGCAACUAGCUACACCGCGGUCUCGGAUGAUUCCAAUCGUCUUGAUUCACCCCUCGAAAGCUACCGCAACUCAGGUGCCCCGUACGAAGACCUCUCGCGACCACCCAGCAUUCCGUUCAUGCACACACGCACCGGUUCCCGAGACUCUUUCGCUUCGAAGCGCGACUCGCGAUGCGACCUCCCUAGCAGACAAUACCAGAUUACACCAGGUAACUCUCCCCGCAAUAGCGUCGCGGAAUUGAAACGUCUGUCUACCCCACGAGUCGCCCAGCGCGCAAGCUACACUGAGGUCCCGUUGCAUGAGACCGGAGCAGCAUCGCCAUCCUCAUCCUCAUCUCGACCCAGCAGCAUCACUAUCGCGCCAACCCCCUCUCCCCACCAACCCACCAACGCCUCGCCAACCCGCAUCGCCAAGUUCACCGAAGCAUGGUACGCCUCCGAAUCUCUCAUCAACCGCACGCAAGAGAAGCAGCGUGCCCUCAAAGCCGCCGAGCGCUCGCGUCUGUCCCAGUCCCAGUCCCAACAGUACGAAGCCGUGAACCAACGGUACAACUUCGACGACUCAGACGACGACUCGGACCGCGAGAAUAACGAUAUGAUGCGCCCCGACGAUUCCGAUCUCGAAGCCGACGAUAUUCCUAGCAGCCCUAUCGACGUCAUGGGUCAUCUGCGCCCGAACCCGCUGCGCUUGAACCCGACUCCCCAGGGGCAGGCGCAGAUCGUACAAGGCAGAGAUAUCGCAAGUAGACAGAAGACGCCGUUCGAGCCGCUCUCAGAAGUAAGCCACAACGCGCGUAGCGUGAGCGGUAGCCAGGACAUCGCGGACGAAAAGGCCAGCCCAGCGCGAGCCCCAUCGUUCUGGCGUCGCAGCUUGAUCGUGCCUAAGAGCGGCGGGGCGGGCGCGGGGCGUAACAGAGACUCGUCGAUCCAGCCCGACGGCGAUUUCUACGCCAAACCAUACGGCGAACUGAAGCCUGCCACACCACCCGUCAUGCUCGGAGGAGGGGCGGCGAAAACAGGGGGCAAUCGGCAGGUCUCUUCUGGUAACGACUACGGCGAUUUAGGGAGCGGGAAUGCGGGUGCGGGUGCGGGUACGUGGAGAAGAAAUGUCAGCGGUAAGAUUGCGGAGGAGGGGCUGGGAGGGAAUAGGUAUUCGCGGUACAGCAUUCUUAACGAGGAUUAAGGGGGUGCGGAAUACUUUGGAUUAGACCAUGCGGGCAAAAAAAAAAAAAAAAAAAAAAAAAAAGUUGGUCCGGUGUAGGCUGCUUGGAGUCGUUGUGGU